Molecule: messenger RNA, 648 nt
Organism: Arachis ipaensis
Lineage: Eukaryota; Viridiplantae; Streptophyta; Magnoliopsida; Fabales; Fabaceae
Source: RefSeq, a predicted model, not a curated record
AUGAUUGAUGCAUCCAAGGAAAAUCCUCACUUAGCUCAAAAACUACAUGAUGUUCUACUUGAAAGUGGUGUCAUUGCUCCUCCAAAUUUAUUUUCUGAAAUUUAUAACGAGUUAGGCUCCCCAACUGAAGAAAAAGAUGAACACAAACCAGAAAGUGGACAGGUUCCCGACAUGUUUACUUACAAUACUCUAAUUGAUGGCUUGGGAAAAUCAGGGAGAAUCUCUUGUGCUUCAAAGCUUCUUGUUGAGAUGCAUAAUAAAGGUCAACCUGCUGAUAUAAUCACUUACAAUUCCUUGUUGGAUGCGAUGUUCAAUAUCAAACAACAUGACAAGGCACUUAUGUUAUUUAUUCAGAUGAAAGAGAGUGGCAUUGAUCCAAAUAUAUGCACGUACAGUAUACUUAUUGAUGGCCUAUGUAAAAGUGGAAGACUUAUGGAUGCAAAAGAGAUUUUUCAAGAUCUUUGCAUUAAAAACCAUCGUCCAAAUGUGAGGACAUACACUAUUAUGAUCAAUGGGCUCUGCAAAGAGGGCUUAUUUGAAGAAGCAUUGUCCCUGCUGUUGGAAAUGGAAGACAAUGAUUGCUUAUCAAAUGCUGUGACUAUUGAAACAGUUAUUCAUACUUUGUUUGAAAAGAUCAGAAUGACAUAG